Molecule: messenger RNA, 2680 nt
Organism: Manis javanica (Malayan pangolin)
Lineage: Eukaryota; Metazoa; Chordata; Mammalia; Pholidota; Manidae
Product: calcium release-activated calcium channel protein 1
Biological process (GO): store-operated calcium entry
Cellular component (GO): membrane
Molecular function (GO): store-operated calcium channel activity
Source: RefSeq, a predicted model, not a curated record
GAGCUUUUGCAAGCGGCGCGGCCGGCCUGCGAGCUGCGGCUGUAGUCACUUCCCAGACUUCCUCCUAGUUCUUUGCGGCCGGCCGGGUGAGGCCGGGCUCGCGCGGGGGGCAAGGCGACAACUGCCUCCGGCGGAGCCGGCGGCGCGGCAGAGGCUGAGAGCCGCCGCCUUCGCAAGCGCCCCGGCCGGCCCGCGACUUCGCAACGUGCUCCAUGCAUCCGGAGCCCGCCCCGCCCCCGAGCAGCUACAGCCCCGAGCUUCCCCUCAGCGGCGGUAGCACCACAAGUGGCAGCCGCAGGAGCCGCCGCCACAGCGGGGACGGGGAGCCCCCAGGGUCGUCGCCGCCGCCGCCGCCCGCCGUUACCUAUCCGGACUGGAUCGGCCAGAGUUACUCCGAGGUGAUGAGCCUCAACGAGCACUCGAUGCAGGCGCUGUCCUGGCGCAAGCUGUACUUGAGCCGCGCCAAGCUCAAAGCCUCCAGCCGGACCUCAGCUCUCCUCUCCGGCUUCGCCAUGGUGGCCAUGGUGGAGGUACAGCUGGACGCUGACCACGACUAUCCGCCGGGGCUGCUCAUUGCCUUCAGCGCCUGCACCACGGUGCUGGUGGCCGUGCACCUGUUUGCGCUCAUGAUCAGCACCUGCAUCCUGCCCAACAUUGAGGCGGUGAGCAACGUGCACAAUCUCAACUCAGUCAAGGAGUCGCCCCACGAGCGCAUGCACCGCCACAUCGAGCUGGCCUGGGCAUUCUCCACUGUCAUCGGUACACUGCUUUUCCUGGCCGAGGUUGUGCUGCUCUGCUGGGUCAAGUUCUUGCCCCUCAAGAAGCAGCCGGGGCAGCUGCGGCCCACCAGCAAGCCCCCAGCUGGUGGUGUGGCCGCCAAUGUCAGCAGUGAUACCAUCACCCCAGGCCAAGCUGCCGCCAUCGCCUCCACCACCAUCAUGGUCCCCUUUGGCCUGGUCUUCAUCGUCUUUGCUGUCCACUUCUACCGCUCACUGGUCAGCCAUAAAACGGACCGACAGUUCCAGGAGCUCAACGAGCUGGCUGAGUUCGCCCGCUUGCAGGACCAGCUGGACCACAGAGGGGACCAUCCCCCAACACCCGGGAGCCACUAUGCCUAAGCCCUCCCAGGCCUGGAUGCCUCAGAGCUUUGGCCUUAUCCCCUCCCCCACGACUCUGCCCUGCCUGGCCUCAAGGACAGCCUGCCAAGGGGGCUGGGCUUUCAUCAGGGGGCCAAAUGUGGAGGGAAGAGGUUUUUUUUAAAGAGAAAUUACUGCACUUUGAAACUUUCCCCUAAGACAAUAAGCACUUCCUGUUUUUCCAGCUCUGGGUUCACCUCCUCUUUGGAGGCCACCACCGGGAGCCAGAGCAGGGACAAAUGCUCCCUUUGUCCUUCCUCCUCCCUUGUGCCAGUGCCACCUGGAUGCUUCCUGUCCUUUGCAUCUUGAUCCCCUCCCCAUUCAGCAUCGAGUAGUGUGUGUGUGUGUGUGUGUGUGUGUGUCCUUUGCAUCUUGAUCCCCUCCCCAUUCAGCAUCGAGUAGUGUGUGUGUGUGUGUGUGUGUGUGUGUGUGAGAGAGAGAGAGAGAGAGAGAGAGAGAACACAUAAAUAUACUCAAAAGGGACAUAUCCUCUUAUGUCUGUAUUUGUUGGUCUGGACUGCCUGGUAUAUCUCCCAGUGCCCCAAUCAGGUGAGCCUCUAAGUAAAAUUUUUUUGACUUUUACUUUGAGAAAUUUCAAACAUACAAAAAAGUUCCAAGAGUAGUAACUGAAAUACAUAUACAUUCAAUUCUUGCUAUUCACAGCAGUCAUGUUCUAUAAGUCACUGAACACUGAAUUAGUGGAACACUUGAACCAUUGUUUGUAGCAGAAGUACGGGGUUUGGUUCCUGUGAGUCUCCGAUCACAUGUUUGCCAGUCAGUCAGUAUGUAACCUUGUUUUAUGUGUUUCUGUUUAAAGACACCUUUAAUACAAAUUGUUGAUUCAUUAACAUUGGACUCAUGGCCAGUAGCACUAUAGCUCAUGACUGCUUGAAGCUUAUUUAACAUAGGUAUUUUCUCUGGAAGGCCCUUUUUUGUAAACUGAAAUCAUCAACAAAAAGCACCAAAUGUGAAAAAUGUGGCUGUAAAUAGACUGUGCAGAGGACACUUGUUUACAGUAUGAGAGAUUGAACAAGAAGGUAGAGUGUUGCCUCGUUCAACUUCAGCAAGUAGGCAAAUUCGCAAAUACUAAAACCGUGAAUGAUGAGCUUCAACCAUGUUUCUCCCUAGACUUGUGCAUUAGUUGCAUAUAUCACCCUUUAUGCCUAAAUACUUCCUCCUAAAACAAAGGACAUUCCCCUACAUAACUUUAUUCCAUAAUCAAAUUCAGGAAGUUUGACACUGAUACAGUAUUAUUAUCUUUUCAAACAGGUGGUCUCACUGGGUCAGCUUUCCUAAUUCCUUUUGAUAGCCAAGCUGGUGCUCCAGAUAGCCUCUGUUCCUCUUUACUUUCUCCAGGAACUUUCUCAUGACAUGGAAGAACUUCAUCACUGGAAGGCAGAUUUUAUCCCCCUGUUUUCUUAGGUAUCUUAGGAACUGCUUUGCAUGUUCCCUCCUCACCUCAGUUUGGUUUUUGAAGAAUGUGAAAGGAGGCAUCUGCCUAUUCACUGUAAUAACAGAUGUAGAUAAAUAAAAAUGCUACUUGA